Messenger RNA from Lepidothrix coronata (blue-crowned manakin), 2076 nucleotides. It is a transcript of the gene FOXG1, whose product is annotated as forkhead box G1. Gene Ontology annotation, biological process: regulation of transcription by RNA polymerase II. Gene Ontology annotation, cellular component: nucleus. The record is from RefSeq and is a predicted model, not a curated record. Gene Ontology annotation, molecular function: sequence-specific double-stranded DNA binding; DNA-binding transcription factor activity. The transcript has a single exon. Lineage: Eukaryota; Metazoa; Chordata; Aves; Passeriformes; Pipridae. Bases 81 to 1454 code for a protein of 457 amino acids.
CGCUCCGGCCGCCACCUCCGCCGCCGCCCCGCGCGCAGCUCCCUCGGCCGCUGCAACUUUCCCCCUCAGACGAGUGUGUGAUGUUGGACAUGGGAGAUAGGAAGGAAGUGAAAAUGCUGCCGAAAUCCUCCUUUAGCAUAAACAGCCUGGUGCCCGAAGCCGUCCAGAGCGACAACAACCACAGCAGCCACAGCCACCACAACAGCCACCACCCCCAUCACCACCACCACCACCAUCACCACCAUCACCACCCGCCGCCGCAGCAGCCCCAGCGAGCGGCCGCAGCAGAGGAGGAGGACGAGGAGAAGGGGCAGCACCUCUUGCCACCCCCCGCCGCCACCGCCUCCGGCGCCCUGGAGGUGGCCAAGGCGGACAUGCUGGCGGGCAAAGGCGAGGCGGGUGCGGCGGUAGCGGCGGAGCUGGAGGAGAAGGAGAAGGCGGCGGAGGAGAAGAAGGGGGCAGCGGAGGGGACCAAGGACGGGGAGAGCGGGAAGGAGGGGGAGAAGAAGAACGGCAAGUACGAGAAGCCGCCGUUCAGCUACAACGCGCUUAUCAUGAUGGCCAUCCGGCAGAGCCCCGAGAAGCGCCUCACACUCAAUGGCAUCUACGAGUUCAUCAUGAAGAACUUCCCCUACUACCGGGAGAACAAACAGGGCUGGCAGAACUCCAUUCGCCACAACCUCUCCCUCAAUAAGUGCUUCGUCAAGGUUCCCCGCCACUACGACGACCCGGGCAAAGGGAACUACUGGAUGCUGGACCCCUCCAGCGACGAUGUCUUCAUUGGGGGUACCACCGGCAAGCUUCGCCGUCGCUCCACCACCUCUCGGGCCAAGCUGGCCUUCAAGCGGGGCGCCCGGCUCACGUCCACCGGACUGACAUUCAUGGAUAGGGCAGGAUCCUUGUACUGGCCUAUGUCCCCCUUCCUCUCCUUACACCACCCCCGGGCCAGCAGCACUUUGAGUUACAAUGGGACCACGUCUGCCUACCCCAGCCACCCCAUGCCCUACAGCUCAGUGUUGACUCAAAACUCCUUGGGAAACAACCACUCCUUUUCCACGUCUAAUGGGUUAAGUGUUGAUAGACUAGUCAAUGGAGAGAUACCUUAUGCCACUCAUCACCUCACAGCAGCAGCUCUGGCCGCCUCAGUGCCGUGUGGCUUGUCAGUUCCCUGCUCUGGCACCUAUUCCCUAAACCCCUGCUCUGUAAAUCUCCUAGCAGGACAGACGAGUUACUUUUUCCCCCAUGUUCCUCACCCUUCAAUGACUUCUCAAAGCAGCACUUCAAUGACGGCCAGGGCAGCCUCCUCCUCCACGUCGCCACAGGCGCCCUCCACUCUCCCCUGUGAGUCCUUAAGACCUUCUUUGCCAAGUUUUACAACGGGACUUUCCGGAGGACUUUCUGAUUAUUUCACACAUCAAAAUCAGGGGUCUUCUUCAAACCCUUUAAUACAUUAACAUCCAUGGGAUCAGACUGUAAGUGAACAUUUUACACACAUUUGCAUUGUAAAUGAUAAUUAAAAGGAAAAAAAAAAGCAAAACAAAAAAGUCCAGGUAUUUUUUAUUAAGUCCCCCAUUUUUCUGUACGUUUGUUCAGUCUUUAGGGUUGUUUAUUAUUCCACCAAGGUGAGGAGUGUCAGCAAGGUGCAAUGUGGGGAGAUUGCAUUGUAGUCUAUGAAGUUUGGAAGACAAAAUUAUAGUAGAAUGUGUAUCUAAAUAGUGACUGCUUUUGCAAUUUUUUUAUUCAAAUAUGAUAAGUCUAUCACUAAAAACCGCCCGAUUCUCCAUGUUUGCAGUAUUAUAAGUUAUCAUGGAUAUGUCGGUGGGUGCAGACCUUGAAAGAAAGAAAAGAAACCAAAACCAAACUAAAUUUAUGAAAACUAUAAAAAACCCUUAAAAUGUAAUUUGUAUUUAAGCAGAAUUAAUACUGAAUGAUGCCCAAGAACUACUUUUGGCCAUUUAUUAUUUUAUUAUUUUCUUUACCGAACUGCUUUUUUGGGGUUUCAUUCCCUUUUUUUUUUUUUUUUUUGUUUGUUUACUUUUAGACCAAAGAUUGGGUUUUAGAAAAUGCACUCAGUGU